Molecule: messenger RNA, 2257 nt
Organism: Pungitius pungitius (ninespine stickleback)
Lineage: Eukaryota; Metazoa; Chordata; Actinopteri; Perciformes; Gasterosteidae
Product: eukaryotic peptide chain release factor subunit 1
Exons: 11
Coding region: 269-1600 (443 amino acids)
Biological process (GO): cytoplasmic translational termination
Cellular component (GO): translation release factor complex; cytosol
Molecular function (GO): translation release factor activity, codon specific; sequence-specific mRNA binding
Source: RefSeq, a predicted model, not a curated record
UACCUGUUCCUAUUCCUACAGACAAAUACGCCUGAAAAUCGGAUAUUUGCUUUCUAGGAGAACAAGGGGGUGGGAGUAGGUCGUAUUAAAUAAGAACAGGGUGGACGCUAGGGCCUGGCAGAAAAAGUAGGCCUGCUAUUCUCCUCGCGCUGUACUGAGCGGAACAGCCCGGGUAGGGUCUUUUCCAGCCCGGUCAGUACUGGUCAGGUGCCUUAACGGACACCGCGCCACUAGGUCGGAGAGGUGCUGAAGAGAUUACAGCAGAAAGAUGGCGGACGACCCCAGCGCGGCGGAUAGGAACGUGGAGAUAUGGAAAAUCAAGAAGCUGAUUAAAAGUUUGGAAGCUGCCCGGGGUAAUGGCACCAGUAUGAUCUCACUGAUCAUCCCUCCCAAGGACCAGAUUUCUAGAGUGGCCAAGAUGUUAGCUGAUGAAUUUGGCACCGCUUCCAACAUUAAGAGCAGAGUCAACAGGCUCUCCGUACUUGGGGCCAUCACCUCUGUACAGCAAAGACUAAAACUCUACAACAAGGUGCCACCAAAUGGUUUGGUUGUGUACUGUGGCACCAUUGUGACAGAAGAAGGGAAGGAGAAGAAAGUCAAUAUCGACUUUGAGCCUUUUAAGCCAAUCAACACUUCCUUGUACCUCUGCGACAACAAGUUCCACACAGAGGCAUUGACAGCCCUGCUUUCUGAUGACAGUAAAUUUGGCUUUAUUGUGAUUGACGGUAGUGGUGCGCUGUUUGGCACAUUGCAGGGCAACACCAGGGAGGUGCUGCACAAGUUCACUGUGGAUCUUCCCAAGAAGCACGGCAGAGGGGGGCAGUCUGCACUACGUUUUGCUCGUCUCAGAAUGGAGAAGAGACACAACUAUGUGAGGAAGGUGGCAGAGACAGCGGUCCAACUCUUUGUGUCCAAUGACAAAGUUAACGUUGCAGGAAUGGUCUUGGCUGGCUCUGCUGACUUUAAGACCGAGCUCAGCCAGUCGGACAUGUUUGACCCAAGGUUACAAGCCAAGGUUUUAAAGCUGGUGGACAUCUCCUAUGGAGGAGAGAAUGGUUUCAACCAGGCCAUUGAGCUCUCAGCGGAGGUUCUCUCCAAUGUCAAAUUCAUCCAGGAGAAGAAGCUCAUAGGAAGGUACUUUGAUGAGAUUAGUCAGGACACGGGGAAGUACUGUUUUGGUGUGGAGGACACUCUCAAAGCCCUGGAGAUGGGAGCGGUGGAGAUCCUCAUAGUCUACGAAAACUUAGACACCAUGCGUUACAUUCUACGUGUACAUGGUGCAGAGAGCAAUGGACUUGAGAACGAUGAGAAAACUUUGUACUUGACGCCAGAGCAGGAGAAAGACAAGUCUCACUUCACAGACAAGGAGACGGGGCAGGAACAUGAAUUGCUAGAGAGCAUGCCACUGCUCGAGUGGUUUGCUAACAACUACAAGAAAUUUGGAGCCACGCUGGAGAUAGUCACAGACAAAAGUCAGGAGGGGUCCCAGUUUGUGAAGGGCUUUGGAGGCAUUGGGGGUAUCUUGCGGUACAGGGUGGAUUUCCAGGGCAUGGAGUACCAAGGAGAGGACGAUGAGUUCUUUGAUUUGGAUGACUACUAGGUAGUCAGGGACUGAUAUUUGGAGAAAAAAAGCAAAGGAGUGUAUGAAGAAAUGAGAAUAGAAAAAUGCCACCUCUCUUGCAGCAAGCGAGAGGUGCAACCGGGUUGAGCGUAUAUGACGGACACACCUUCCAAUUUACCUGUUGCAUACACAAACUUGCGCCUACAUUUCAUCUGUACACUCAACAAAAUGCAUCACACAGGCUGAAGAGGAGUAAGAAUUUCUUUCAUCCAGAGAGGGAGAAAGCCCUUCCUGAAUAAAUCCCUGCCUUAGAGUGCUGGUUCCUUCCCCUAGUUGGAUUGGACUUGACUCAUUUUGUUCAUUUUUUUUUCCUCCUCCCCUCCAUUUUGAAUGAACACAACAGCAAGUUCCCAGAGUCCUUCUCUGCCCCUAACCCGGUCUAAAGAAGAACUUUAGACUCACUUCUCAUAUAUAGAAAAUAUAUUUUCCUUUCUUGCCUCAUGUACCUACCCUCUCGCUCUCUCCUCUCCCUUCAACGCUUUCUCUUUGUCUCAUUUUUUUUUCCACCCUUUUUUGCAUUUCAUUUUUUUACUGGUGACUGCUGCUGUUGUAUUUUAUGAGAGUGGGGGAUUUUUUUUACCUGGGUUUCUGUAGAGAAAGGGGGACAAAGUAUUAAAUUUGAACUGCUGAAAACCA